AUGCAACAGGAAACGCUUUCUCUAAGGAAAAAUCAUGUAAUCAUUUUGACAUCCACUCGCUGUGGUUCCUCCUUUCUUGGGCAAAUUUUCAACUAUAAAUCUGAUGUGUUUUACUUGUACGAACCCCUUCAGCCUGUUAAAAGUGCAAUUAGAUCACCUGGAAAGGACAACAGGCAUCUUUUUGGAGCUAGUCGUGAUCUUCUGCGUAGCUUGCUCAACUGUGACCUCUACAAGUAUGAGGACUACAUCUAUCCACCUCCAGAGGAACACAUUUUGAACAAAAUGUAUCGUCGGGGGGCCAGCAGAGCCCUCUGCUCCCCUCCAGUUUGCAAUGACUUCAAACCCCAAGAGGUGAGCUUUAAAGAGAGUGACUGUGUUGAGACAUGUGGCAAACUGAACAUGUCAUUGGCCAUUGAGUCCUGCCAGAAGAAAGGAAAUGUGGUCCUCAAAAUUGUUUUCAUGCCCCCGAGGAUUAUAGAGCUGAAGGAUCUACUGGAAGAUCCACGUCUGAACUUGAAGGUCAUUCAGCUGGUCCGAGACCCCAGAGCCAUUCUGUCCUCCAGGCUUGACAUCCGUCCUUCUUUAAAACCUUACCAGUCAUGGAACAUGCUGAACAAAGGUGAAAAAACAUCUAAUGUUCCUGACUUGGUGGAAUGUGAAGAAUUCCAGAUGUCAGUGGUCUUGGCUCUGAGCAAACCCUACUGGCUCCGUGGACGGUACAUGCUUUUGAGGUAUGAGGACUUAACCUUGAACCCAUUUAAAAAGGCUCAGGAAAUAUAUGAUUAUGUGAACAUACAAAUGGAUGAUACUGUGUUGGAUUGGAUAAAAAACAACACUCAGGCUGAAAUCAAGCACACAUUCAUGAAUCAGUAUGAAACCAAGAGGAACUCUUCUGAAACAGUAUACAACUGGAGAUCCAAAUUGUCAUUUGCAGCCGUUAAACAUUUGCAAGACAAGUGUAAACACACACUACAGAUGCUAGGCUACAAACAGGCUCUUUCUCAAGCAGAAAUAAAUGACUUGUCUUUUUCUCUACUUGAGGAACUUCCAUUUGAGCCCUUUGUGUGA
Messenger RNA from Xyrauchen texanus (razorback sucker), 1068 nucleotides. RefSeq names its product carbohydrate sulfotransferase 1-like. The transcript has a single exon. NCBI's taxonomy places the organism in Eukaryota, Metazoa, Chordata, Actinopteri, Cypriniformes, Catostomidae. Gene Ontology annotation, biological process: keratan sulfate proteoglycan metabolic process; N-acetylglucosamine metabolic process. The record is from RefSeq and is a predicted model, not a curated record. The coding region runs from base 1 to 1068 and encodes 355 amino acids. Gene Ontology annotation, molecular function: N-acetylglucosamine 6-O-sulfotransferase activity; keratan sulfotransferase activity.